AUGAGAGCACUCUUGGAAGGCGUCUUCGGCCUCGGCAUGAAGGAGAUGUGCGUCAUGAGCGGCACCCACAUGAUCAACGAUCUUUUGCUGGGCGUGAUCGGCCAGGCACACCAGCUCAUCGACGCUGUUGAGAUCGAGGUUGACCCCGUCAAGUUCGUCACCCUGGAGAUCUGCCGCCCGACGCGAAGACCUGGCCGGCCAGCUUCAUGGAGGACCCGACCUGGGGACCUUGGCCAGCAAGUUCGCACUAGACUACAACAUCACCAGGACAGGAUGGGCCUGGAAUUGCGUGGCCCGUCUGUUGCCAUGGAGCCCGCGAAGGCGGAGAUGCAGCAGAUGCUCGAUUUCUACAAAGGCGGCUCGGCGGCGGGCCAGAAGGAGCAGAAGAAGGCGGCCUGCCACGUGGACCCAGAGCUGCUCAAGAUCGCCAUGCGCCGGAUGCACGAGCGCCACAAGCGCGAGGCCGAGGAGUACGCUGCGUGGCAGGCCGCGUGCGCGCAGCUGCAGUACAACCAGUUCGUGGUCCAGCAGCAGGUGAUGGCGCAGCAGAUUGCGGCGCAGCAGAUGGCUGCGCAGCAGGCGAUGAUGUACCAGCAGCCUCAGUUCCAGCAGCCCGCCCCGAUGCCCGUGGCCGCCCCUGCACCGAGGCCUCCCCAGGGACCUCGUCCACCACCUGUUCAUUCCGACUGGGUGCAGUGCUACGAUGCACAAGGAGGGGCCAAGUUUAUUUUCACAACGAGCGCACGCAGGAGACCGCGUGGGAGCUCCCGCCUGGCGUCACGGCGCGGCAACAGGGCCCAGCGCAGGUGCCGCAGCAGCAGAUGUACCCGCAGCAGAUGUACCAGCAGCAAGCCUGGGGGCAGCAACAGCAGUACGGCUGGGGCCAACAAUAUGGUCAGCAGCAGUGGAGCGGAUACCCAAACCAGUGGGGCGGUGGCGGCUACUGACAGGUUGCGCAAUCUCGGCGUCGGAUCCCUGUGCGAGCCCAUGCAUUCACUCUCCCCAUCCUUUCCUCCUCACCCUCUCCCUUAUUUGUCUUCGCCUGUCUUCCUUACCCGCAGUUUUUCGGGCGUUGCGCAGACCGUAGAGAGCGCUUGUGUAGAUAUCAGGAUAUAUCCGCCCGGCGGAUGGAUGUGUUUGAUCGAUUUGUGUCACUACUGCAGUGAUGUAGGGCUUGUAGGACCUAUGCGCGUCGCACUCCUGUGGCUCUCUCCUGAACCUUCCGUCCCCCUGUCACCGUCCUCUCUCCGUUGCUUCGUUCCGCUCGCCUCCCUCCGCUGA
Messenger RNA from Prorocentrum cordatum, 1281 nucleotides. The record is from the annotation of a GenBank genome assembly. Lineage: Eukaryota; Dinophyceae; Prorocentrales; Prorocentraceae.